UGGAGGUACGGAGGGGCGGGCUGCAGACUUGCAUUCUGUAGCUAAGGUCGGGGAGAGUUACGAUAGAGUCCUUCCAGGGGAGAUGGGUACACAGCUCUGAAUUCUUCUGCGUUCUGAUUUUCCUAUCUGGUGUUAUCUAUCAUAGGUUUUUUUCUUUCACCUUUUUUCUGCGUACGUAUUUACAAAGCGGGACCCACAAACACAUCUCGACCACAAGCACUUUUGUCUUCUCACCUGCACUUGCGGUGGUCAGGAGAGGUACCGUAAAAUGGAUCAGGACAAAUACUUACCAGAGCUGAUGGCCGAAAAAGAUACCUUGGACCCAUCGUUUGUUCAUGCAAUUCGCCUUCUGGCAGAGGAAAUUGAGAAGUUUGAAGGGGAUGAACUACGGAAAGAUGGUGAAGUUAAGAAGUACCUGGAUGUCAUCAGCAACAAAAACAUUAAACUUUCUGAAAGAGUGCUCAUCCCAGUUCAGCAGUACCCAAAGUUUAAUUUUGUUGGGAAGCUACUGGGGCCCAGAGGCAAUUCCAUGAAACGAUUACAAGAAGAAACAGGAGCAAAGAUGUCUAUUCUGGGCAAGGGCUCGAUGCGGGACAAAGGCAAGGAGGAAGAGCUGAGGAAAAGCGGCGAGGCCAAGUACGCCCAUUUGAGUAAUGAUCUCCAUGUUUUAAUUGAAGUCUUCGCUCCUCCCGGAGAAGCCUAUUCCCGGAUGAGCCAUGCCUUGGAGGAGAUUAAGAAAUUUCUGGUCCCGGACUACAAUGAUGAGAUCCGACAGGAGCAGCUUCGUGAGCUCUCCUACUUGAACGGAUCAGAAGACUCCGGAAGAGGGAGGGCAGCACGAGGGCGUGGCCUGCGGUUGGCGUCAACGGCAACCACAAGGGGUCGAGGAGGAGCAGUGCCCCCUCCGCCUCCAGGCCGAGGAGCAGCCGCUCCAAGAGGCGCAGUGACCACACGCACCUCCCUCCCGGCGGCUACGCUAGCCCGAGGGGCCCCCACACCGAGAGCCAGGGGGGGCGGCACGUCCACGCCAGGGUACAGGGCCCCUCUCCUCCAAACCACACAGGAGUCCUACGACGACUAUAGUUAUGAUGAUGGCUACGACGGAGAAUAUGAUGACCAGAGUUAUGAUGCCUAUGAUGAUACUUAUAGUAAUCAGUCAAAAAGCAUUUCUGAAUAUUAUGAAUAUGGCCAUGGGACCUCUGAAGAAUCCUACAACAACUAUGCAGAAGAGGACUGGACUACAACACGCCCCGCACCUCUAAAAGCCCCAGCAGCAAGGCCCGCAAGACGGGGGUACAGAGAACAUCCAUAUGGACCCAGGAACCGUCCAUUUAAACCUAGGCCUUGAUCCAACCCACUGAUUUUUGAUAAGAUGGACUCAUUAGUUGAACUAUGAGAGGGGAAAGCAAACAGUGAGAUCUAAAUGUGAAAAGGCGGGGUCCAAGCGCCAGACCCUGCCGUGAAAUGCUGUCAUUUUGGUUGUACAUAUCUGUGUGUUAUUCGUAAACAAAAGCAUGAAGUUGCCACAUAACUUACGCUUACUGAUCCUUUUCGUGAUCCUGUUUUCAUCAAGGCCAGAUUGAUUUAUUAUUAUUAAGUGAAGAUAACCAUCUUGUAUAUAACUUCUUUUUUAAUACUUGUUAAUUUAAUUAUUUUAACUAUUGCGUUUGUAAAUUUAAUUUCAAUUUCGUUAUUGGGGUAGAAAGCAGUCAGCUAUGUAUGUAGCUACCGACAAGUGCUCUGUUCUGUGUUAAGAUGUAUUUGUACAUAAAACAUGUAAUAAAAGAACAUAAAGCACAAUGUGUAAGCUUCUCUAAAUAGGUGGCCAUUUAAUUGUCAAAUUGUUUGCCAUAAUUUGUCAAUAAUGUUGAAAUCUUUCUCUUUUUUGUAAAAUUAGAUGCAUUCCAAGUACUUGUUUAUAGUAAUAAAUGCCUGCUUGGGUUCAGGAAAUGGCUAAAAUGUUUUCUUUUUUUAAAUACGGAAAUAAAUUUUCAAAACUUUUGAAGUCAUUUUGUGUAAGUCCAGACCAGCUACAUUAAUCCACUCAAGAGGCACCAUUUUAAUGCUAGAGCUAAAUUGUUCAUUGACUAUUGAUUAGUUCAUUAAAUGUAUAACAUGUUAAUGGAAAUCAAUUGUUUAGAACAAUAAAUUCAUUUUUAACAUAUUCUUUAAGCUUGGCCUCAUUAAACGCCAAUUUUGAUUGACCAGCCUGCACUAGAAUGUCUCUGAGAAUGUUAUGGCGAUAAAGAGGUAAGGAAAAAACCAUACUACAAUAAGACUGUCUAAAUGCCUUCUUACCUUUAGUGUUGGCCAGUAUGCCCACGUUAUAUGUGCAUACUGUCGCUAUUCACAAUCUGUUUCUAGACGGGGAGUGGGGUGCACUAAGAUAUCCAUCUUUGUUCUCUGCUAUCUCUGUCUUCUCUCCAUCACUGUGAGUCCAGCUCAGUCUUUGUACUGUAAUAUCAGUGCUUUAUAAACAAUACCUCUGCUACUGCACCUGAAGGCCGGUAGAAACGUGACCUCUCUUUUGUGACUUAUUAGACUUGAAGGCUGACGCACUAAUUAAGAGACUGAAAGGAUCACUAAACACUUAAGCAGGUGAACUAUAAUGCUUAGGAACACAUCUAAGCAGGAGCAUCAGAGUAUAGAGUAGAUGAGGGGAGGCGAUGCAGGACCUCGGAAGUCUGCUUGGAAUAAUGCGAAGCAGUCAGAUUGGGUAUACAGAUUAAUUAUACACAUGACUGAUGGUCUUGGGGGACUGCCUGCUCGAGUGGAACUGCGCCCCUGUAUGACAACGCUUUGAACAUUUGGCGCUACACAGAGUAGAGAACUUGAGGGGGGGAAUAUCAGAAAAGUGCAGAAGAAGUCUCCUCUUCAUCUGAUGAUUGACUGUGAACCACUACACAGUCACUGUUGUUGUCUGAAACCAGAAGACAAGAUGAAGCAGGAUUGUUUAUCUUAGAGGGAGGAGGUAAUUAUCACUACUGACAUUCACUUCCUAAUUAAUUCAAUUAAUUCCAUGCAGUCAACCUGUGCUGUUUUUAUGUGGGGGAUCGGAGACAGCUGGCCUGGUAUCCAUCCUGUCUGCUGUCUGCUUUAGAGGCUGCCAGUAAAACUAAAGACUGGAAGCAUGCACCGCACAAUACCACCACCAUCAGCACCUCCAUCACGACCCCUCCUUGUCAUUGUGAGAAGGAUGAAGAGAAGCGCCUGGAUUACCCAGGAUCAGAUAAGAUAGCGGCUCGUCUUGAUGAGAAAACCUUAAUAAAUUCCUGUUCCACGAGAGCCCCUGAACCACACACAGAGGACUUCCUGAUUCAGACACUGCCGGGACGCUAGUGCAGAUCUUGCAAGGUGCUGAUAACCUCAAGUUGAACUGAUGUGGGAAAGAAACAGAGAGAGAGAGAUGGUGUGAUGGGCUGCCUUCGUAUACUAAGGAAGAGAGAGCCACUGGGAGACAGUCCCUUUCCUUGGCAAGAGUGUCGCCAAGUCACCAAAUAUCCAGUAUAGACGAGUUGUACGUGUUUUCACCAUGAGUUUUCACCUAUGGCCCCAGGAAGCAACCAUCCCUGUCUGUUAUUGGCCGACCAAUCUCACAUACAGUACACCUCAGAGGACUGUCAGAUGUGAAUGCAGCCGCUCAAGGAUUUUUCAAUACUCACAGAAAUGCAACGUAUCCAUCUGUAACAGUCUGUAAGUGGCACCAGUGGAAACGUCUGCCAAUGAGACUUGUACCCAAAAGGUCAAAUGGACUCAAUUCAUGAAAAGACAGGCAUGAGGAUAAAGCUGGGCCUCCAGGAUUGAAGAACAGUUUGCAGUUUGGUCAAGGCGGAAUGCUGAAUGAUGAUGCUGUCUUUCUAUUGAAGUAUGUUGCUGAAUAUUCUGUGAUUCAAUAAAAAGGGUUUUUAUUUAGCUUG
Molecule: messenger RNA, 3917 nt
Organism: Alosa alosa (allis shad)
Lineage: Eukaryota; Metazoa; Chordata; Actinopteri; Clupeiformes; Clupeidae
Gene: khdrbs2
Product: KH domain containing, RNA binding, signal transduction associated 2
Exons: 18
Coding region: 269-1348 (359 amino acids)
Biological process (GO): regulation of alternative mRNA splicing, via spliceosome
Cellular component (GO): nucleus
Molecular function (GO): mRNA binding; poly(A) binding
Source: RefSeq, a predicted model, not a curated record